AUGGGAUCUGCCGAUGACCAAAACCUUUCGUCUGCUAUCAUUGAUGGCCAUAAAAAGUAUCCGGACUCGGCGUUCGUCGUUCCAAGCGACCCUCCGCGGGUCAUGCUUCCCAUGAACCUGUACCAAGAAGUCAUCCAAGCGCCAGACUCGGAAAUUUCCUUCAGCGCUGAAAUCUAUGAAAAUUUCCUCGGCCGUUACACCCACGUCGGAGAGAGUCGCAGAGAAGUCAUCGAGGCUGUACGAGUCGACUUGACGAGGAAUAUGUCUGGCGUCCUCCGGCCAAUCCAAGAGGAAGCCAAGUUCGCCAUGAAGCAGCUCUUUGGGGAAUCGGAAGAAUGGAAGACGUUCAACACCUACCACAUGGUCCUCCGCAUGAUUGGGCUCAUGAGUGGUCGAGUGUUUGUUGGCCUACCUUUGAGUCGCAAGGAGGAUUGGAUUCGGGCGUCAGUCACCUUCGCCACGGACGUGGGAAAAUGCCGUAUGGCUGUCCUCCGAUGGAACCCCUGGAUUCGGCCUUUUGUCCUCCCGUUCCUUCCUGAAGUGCGACAAACGCGCCGAGCGCUUCAAAAAGCGAAUGAACAGAUGCGACCUCUGGUGAAAGACAUUCUCCAAAAGGAGAACUUGCCUGAGGAGAAGCCGGCGAAACCAGGCGCUUCUGGGGCCUUUGUAUUGUGGAUGAUGAAGUAUCUAACCCCUUCAGAGAAGACCCCUGAGACAGUGGGGACCAACCAGAUGUUACUGUCAUUUGCUGCCAUCCACACAACAUCUAGCACGACCACGUUGGCUCUUCAUGAUUUGCUCGGCCGCCCCGAGUACGUUGGACCCCUGCGAGAGGAGAUCGAAGAGGUCAUCAAGGAAGAUGGCGUGGAACGGGAUGAAAACGGACAAGUGUUUCUUUCAAAGUCUUCUAUUGGCAAAUUGAAGAAACUUGACAGCUUCAUCAAGGAAAGUCAACGCACAAGUCCGCUGAGCUUUGUCGGCACCUCACGAAGACUUCGCAAAGAUCAGACCUUUUCUAAUGGCAUGAAGUUGCCCGCUGGGACACCAAUUUCCUUCCCGCUAUGGGCCAUGUAUAACUCUACGACGACGAACACUUUCAGCCCAGAUUAUAAUGCUGGAACCGGCAAUGCGCCACCAAACGAAUUCGAUGGUUUCCGUUUCGCUCGUCUCCGAGAUCAGCCAGGUCGUGAAAUGAAGCAUCAAGCUGCGACGACUGGGCCAGAUGCAUUCAACUUCGGUCACGGCCCGCAUGCAUGCCCAGGGCGCUUCUUUGCUGUUCAUGUGAUCAAGUGCAUAUUCAUUGAGCUGCUGAUGAACUAUGAUAUUCAGUUGAAGGGUGCUGAUGGCCUUGACCACGUGGAGAGGCCACCGAAUCAGAUCAAGCAGGUAAUUGUCCAGCCGAAUUUUGCAUCGGAAGUUGAGGUCAGGAAGCGAACAAGUGUUUGA
This is a messenger RNA of Colletotrichum orchidophilum, 1446 nucleotides long. RefSeq lists its product as uncharacterized. Lineage: Eukaryota; Fungi; Ascomycota; Sordariomycetes; Glomerellales; Glomerellaceae. The coding region runs from base 1 to 1446 and encodes 481 amino acids. The transcript has 5 exons. Gene Ontology annotation, molecular function: heme binding; monooxygenase activity; iron ion binding. The record is from RefSeq and is a predicted model, not a curated record.